Messenger RNA from Nerophis lumbriciformis (worm pipefish), 1914 nucleotides. Lineage: Eukaryota; Metazoa; Chordata; Actinopteri; Syngnathiformes; Syngnathidae. The record is from RefSeq and is a predicted model, not a curated record.
AUGAAUCGCUACACAAUGCUCAAACAGUUGGGGGAUGGCACCUACGGAAGUGUACUCUUGGGCAAGAGCAACGAGACUGGUGAGCUGGUUGCCAUAAAGAGGAUGAAGAGGAAAUUUUAUUCGUGGGAAGAGUGCAUGAAUCUCAGGGAGCUUAAGUCACUGAAGAAAUUAAACCAUCCCAAUGUAAUAAAACUGAAGGAGGUCAUAAGGGAAAAUGACCACCUCUUCUUUGUCUUCGAGUAUAUGAAAGAAAAUCUCUAUCAGCUCAUGAAUGAGAGGAGCUGCGCAAAUUUUUCUGAAAAUGAGAUAAGGAACAUCAUGUUUCAAGUGCUGUCUGGCUUGGCUUUUAUGCAUAAACAUGGAUAUUUCCACCGGGACAUGAAACCAGAGAAUCUGCUCUGCACAGGUCCAGAACUGGUUAAGAUUGCAGAUUUUGGUCUUGCCAGAGAAAUUCGCUCACAGCCGCCAUAUACUGAUUAUGUGUCUACUAGAUGGUACAGAGCUCCAGAAAUCCUGCUCAAAUUCACCUCAUACAGCUCACCCAUUGACAUUUGGGCAGUGGGGUGCAUCAUGGCAGAACUGUACACACUCCGACCCUUGUUUCCUGGUAAUAGUGAGGUGGACGAGAUCUUUAAGAUCUGUCAAGUGUUGGGAACUUUAAAGAAGGCAGAUUGGCCCGAGGGCCACAUUUUAGCAAGCUCAAUGAACAUCCGCUUCCCAAAAUGUGUCCCGACCUGCCUCAGCUCUUUGAUUCCAAAUGCCAGCGAUGAAGCCAUAACACUAAUGAAAGACAUGCUGCAAUGGGACCCGAAGAAAAGGCCAAAUGCAGCACAGGCACUGCGGUAUCCAUACUUUUAUGUGGGUCAGUCACUGGGUGUCCCUCUGAAGUACUCAAAGCAGCACAAGUUCCUGUCAAAGGAUGUCAAAGUAAUUGUAGAAGAAAAACCUCUGUUUAAAACAAACAAGUUUUCUGAAGAGCCCAAAAAGAUCCAAGCAGAAGCACAAAUCAGCAGCCAAGGUCUUCAUCAACCCCUUCAUCCCAUCCAAAUUACCCAGCAGGCAGACACACGACAACAACAGGCUUGUCCCAGCUUGAUGUCAGAGGAACAGCAAGAACCACUUAGUCUGGUUAAAAGCAGGCAACCAAUAACUUUGACAAAAACAGAAGGGGUAGGGAACAGUGUUGUCAAACUGAGAGCUGGACGAAGACGAUGGGGUCAAACGUCCAUCAAAUCAAUCGACAGCUGGGAAUCUGCCAGUGAUGCAGAUUUUGGAGUUUCUAUCUCCAAAAAACCUACCAUCAAUUCUUUGAGGGAUGGAGCCAUUGAUGGGUCUAGCAGUCGGACGCCAAUGCCAAAGACACCUAUACCAUCAAAGCUGGCAAGCACCAAUGGACUGGACAAAAAAGACUCCACUAUCUUGUCUCCAAAACAGCACUACCUGCGGCAGUCCAGAUAUCUACCAGGCAUAGAUCCGAAAAGAAGAUCUUCAACAGGGACUCAGGAAGCCAGCAAAAGCUUGUGGGACAUCUUGGGCCUUGCUCAAGGACAGGAACUGGAGUGCCCCAUUACUAAAGAUUCCUUCAUGCCCAAGACAAAUAUUUCAUUUCUUGAGAAGUCAGAAACAAAAGACACCAAGCAGAUGACUCAACUGGCACAGAUUGGAGGCCCCUCUGCUGUUGAUCUAUCAUCUCCUACUGAUCUCAGGAUUGAUUCAAAAAUCAAACUGUCCAAGAAUGCAAUCCUCUCGAAUAAAGAUAACCAGAUAGAUCAUGACGACUUCAGAGCUUCCCAAAUCCCAUGUCCUUUGUCAAGUGCCAACUUCUCAGGGAUGAACACCUUCUCCAGAAACACAAACAUCCCGCCGGUACACGGGCGGGUUGACUGGACUGCCAAAUAUGGAGGCAAUCGAUAA